Messenger RNA from Klebsormidium nitens, 1158 nucleotides. NCBI's taxonomy places the organism in Eukaryota, Viridiplantae, Streptophyta, Klebsormidiophyceae, Klebsormidiales, Klebsormidiaceae. The record is from the annotation of a GenBank genome assembly.
GGCAGAAUUUCAUUCAGAUGGAAAAUUUGGGCGCUCUCGUCAGCUCUUGUCGUUGAAUAAAAGUGGAAGGGUGCAUGAUAGACAUUGGCGCUCUCACACAGCGUGAAUGGGGCAGGAUGCACAUCAGCAGGAAUUUUGAGAAGACAUUCUUGCGAUUGCUGAGCCCUGCAAACCUGACAUACGAUACCAUGGGGCCCAAGGUCAGCUGGGGAGCCUCUGCCAGCGCGUGUGAGCAAAGAGCCGACGUGGUAGACUCGCCGCUUUCACCAUAUUUCACUUCCUCAACUGGCGUGGACAUAACCGCAGCAUCCAUCGCCCUGUUCAUCUGCGUUGCCUGGCUGAAGAGUGUUGACGCAGCAGUGUACUUUAAUCUGCUGGAUAUGAGGUUGAGCCGGAAGAUGAUUCACAUCGGGACCGGCCCCAUCUUUCUGCUGACAUGGAAUCUAUUCAGUGACGCCCCUGAGGCGCGCUACUUUGCAGCGGUGGUCCCUUUGCUGGUCACCGCCCAAUUUUUCCUCAUCGGCGUUGGUGUGAUCAAUGACCCUCAGGCGGUGGCCUCCAUGAGUCGACGGGGGGAUCCCUCCGAGCUUCUUCGGGGGCCUCUCUACUACGGCAUCGUCUUCGUGGUCUCGACUGUUGUAUUCUGGCGUAGCUCACCGCUGGGCGUGCUCGCGCUCUCCGUGCUGUGCGGCGGAGACGGCCUCGCGGAGGUGCUCGGCAGGAAGUACGGCAGAGUGAAGCUGCCAUGGUCUCGAUCGAAGAGCUAUGUUGGCACGGCCGCCAUGUUUCUCGGGAGCUUUCUGUUCGGCUUCGGCUACCUGGUGUACUUCAACUACUUGAAGAACUUCAACCCGGAGUUGUCUGUAGGUAGCACAGCGUUGAUUGUUCUUUUGCUGAGCCUAGCAGCAGCGGCUGUGGAGGCUCUGCCUUUUCAAGACGUUGACAAUAUCACGGUACCACUUGCUGUGAUCAUCCUCGGCAACUGGCUGUUGCCGUUUGGGACCGUCAACUGCGAAUACUGAUCUGAUUUUGCAGGCUGAGGUAUGUAGAGUUCAUGAUUCCGCUGAUUUCUGUGUUCAAGUUCAUAUCAUACUCAGACUAAACGCUCUGGGACUGCCGUUGAGGUGUCCGUGGCCGCCCUCGGCGUGCCGUACGCUG